Molecule: messenger RNA, 1416 nt
Organism: Trichoderma reesei QM6a
Lineage: Eukaryota; Fungi; Ascomycota; Sordariomycetes; Hypocreales; Hypocreaceae
Exons: 3
Biological process (GO): transmembrane transport
Molecular function (GO): transmembrane transporter activity
Source: RefSeq, a predicted model, not a curated record
UUCAUCGUUGGCUUCGAGGGGCCCAACGAUCCGUUGAACCCGCGGAACUGGUCGCUGACGAAGAGGAUGCUGUGCACGAUCAAUGUAGGGAUCAUUGCGCUGGUGGUGGGAAUGGCGGCGUCAAUUGAUGCGGCGGUGAUGAAGAGGGCGGCGGAGGAUUUUGGGGUGAGCGAGGUUGCGGAGGCUCUGGCGACUGGCUUGUUUCUUGCUGGCUUUGGCUUUGGCGCCCUGAUUGCUGGCCCCUUGUCGGAAACAGUCGGGCGCAACCCCGUCUACUUUGGCUCGCUGGCGAUAUACAUGCUCUUCCUCAUGGGGGCGGGACUCUCCAAGUCGUUGGGAGGGCAGCUCGUGUGUCGCUUCUUUGCGGGCUUCUUUGGAGAGUCGCCGCUGUCGACUGUUGGUGGUUCGAUUGGCGAUUUGUGGGAUCCCACGAAACGCCUUGUUGCGUUUCCCAUCUUUGCCGCUACUGGAUUAAUGGGACCAGUCCUGGGCCCCGUCGUCGGCGGCUGGAUCUCUCAGGCACACGACAUCUCCUGGCGCUGGACCGAAUGGGUCACCAUCAUCGUGUCCGGAGCUCUCCUCAUCUCGCUGCUCCUCUUCCAGCCCGAAACAUAUGAACCCGUUCUUCUCCAGUGGAAAGCCAGCCACCUCCGCCGCUUGACCAACGACACGCGUUACGUCUCUGCCGCAGAGAUAGAGCACGUCACGUUCCGCGCUCGCAUGAUGACGGCCGUCAAGAGGCCGUUCAUCAUGACCAUCCAGGAACCCACCAUCAUGCUCUGGACGGGCUACCUGACCGUCGUCUACCUCAUGCUCUUUGGCUUCCUGGACGGCUACACGUUUGUCUUCCAAGAGACGUACAACCUCUCGGACGGCAUCACGGGCACCAUCUUCGUCGGCAUCGGCGUCGGCCUGGUCCUCUCCUCGGCGGUCCUCACGCCCCUGCUGUACAAAUGGGCAAAGCAAGAACUCUCCAAGAUUCACGGCUCAUCCGAACCAGCCCGCAUCCCGCCCGAGUUCUUCCUCUGGUACGCCCUCAUCGGCGCUCCCGCCAUCCCCAUCUCCUUCUUCUGGAUGGGCUGGACGGCCUAUCCCCACAUCAGCAUCUGGUCGCCCAUCCUCGCCUCCGUGCUCUUUGGCUUUGGCAUGUUUUCUGUCUUUGUCUCGACGUACAUGUAUCUUAUUGAUACGUAUGAGGUGUAUGCGGCGAGCGCGCUGACGAUGAUUACGCUGGUGCGGUAUGUUGCUUCGGGAGGCAUGAUUGAGAUUUCGAUUCCGAUGUAUGAGAAUUUGGAGAUCCAUUGGGCGUUGACCAUGUUGGGGCUUAUUGCGCUGGUGUUUACGGCGGUGCCGUAUGCGUUUCAUAGGUUCGGGCCUUGGAUUCGGUCAAAGAGUCGGUUUGCGAAGCCAAAAUAG